Messenger RNA from Petromyzon marinus (sea lamprey), 1204 nucleotides. RefSeq names its product peptidyl-tRNA hydrolase 1 homolog (gene PTRH1). Lineage: Eukaryota; Metazoa; Chordata; Hyperoartia; Petromyzontiformes; Petromyzontidae. Gene Ontology annotation, molecular function: peptidyl-tRNA hydrolase activity. The record is from RefSeq and is a predicted model, not a curated record.
CACCACCACCACCCCAUCCUCCCCCACGUGUGAGGGGUCACGCUCGGUUCGCCGUGCCCUGCGCCCACGGGAUGAGGAGGCUCGGGCUGAGUGGGAGGGGGCUACCCCCCCUCUCCGUCUCACCCGCCCGACUCACCCCCCGACUCGCCUCCUACUCGCUUGGCCUCCUCCCCGCUUCGCUCGCGAGGCGGGAGUGCAGUUCACGUGCGGAGCGUGGCGCGGCGUGCAGGCUGGUCCUGGGCCUGGGGAACCCCGGGAUGCCGGGGACCCGCCACAGCGUGGGGGCCGAGGCCGUGCGGCGUCUCGCCGAGCGGCUGGGCGCAGGCUCCGCGUGGCGAGGGGACCGCGGGGUCGCGGGGAGCCUGGCCGAGGUGGGGCCCGCGUGGGCCGGGGGGCCCCGCCUCGUGUUGCUCGCCUCCAGCCACCCCAUGAACAUCAACGGGCUCAGCGCCGCGCUCGCCGCCAGGAAGUUCUCGGUGCGCGCCCAGGAGGUCAUCCUCCUGCACGACGAUGUGGACAAGCCCCUGGGUCACGUGGCUCUCAAGCACGGGGGCAGUGCCCGGGGACACAAUGGAGUCAAGUCCUGCAUUCACUGCCUGCGGUCUGACGCCAUGGUCCGCUUGCGGAUCGGCGUUGGCCGAGGCGACGUGGCGCGGGGCUCGGCGGCGCUGGUGGCCCACGUGCUGGCGCCGUUCUCAGCCGAGGAAGAGCCGCAGAUCCAACGAGCGCUAGAGCGUGGCAUCGACCUCCUGCUGGCGCACAUGGGUCACACGGGGGGUCACACGGGGGGUCACACGGGGGGUCACACGGGCGAGGAGGCGCCCAGAUGAUGGCCCCCACUGUUCCUUCCUCACUCACCCUUCACUACCAUGGGUGGAGCGACGGCGCAACCGUUAGCACACUCCGCUACUUACCUGGCGAUCCGAGUUCGAUUCCUGGCCACGGCUAACAUUCAAUCCGGUCCAGGGCCUCCCCAGGGUUGCCUCAGCCUUAAAUGAGUAACUGCUGCUGUGUAAACAUUGGUUGUGUUGCUGGCCACUCCACCCUCUCGUGUUGUGCCGGCCUUCAUAGCUGCUCACGAACUGCACUUACCCUAACAGCCCCAUGUCGGCUCCAUGAGGAAUCUUUGCAUGGCUUGUUUACCAUGCGAACAUCGCUCGUGUUUUUCUAGAAUCCAUGAAGUAAUAAAAAGAGUUCUGGAAGA